Molecule: messenger RNA, 2230 nt
Organism: Cicer arietinum (chickpea)
Lineage: Eukaryota; Viridiplantae; Streptophyta; Magnoliopsida; Fabales; Fabaceae
Product: probable glycosyltransferase At5g03795
Molecular function (GO): glycosyltransferase activity
Source: RefSeq, a predicted model, not a curated record
UAAAAAAGUUGACUUUGAAUGUGCUGAAAAGGCGAGGAUUGUUCCUUUCACUUGCCUUGUGGGUUUAGAAUUAGCAUCGUCUUUAACAGAACAAUAACAGUUUAUAAGCAUCUACCGUUACCGUCAACCUCGCCGUUUCCGUUAUCAGUAACAGCGCCGUUUACCACUCUCAGAUCCAUCAUCUGAACUAGUUUUUGUAUCUGUGCUGUCACUGUUAUUCACUUCAAUCAUUGAGAAAUUAGAAGAUUGAUUUAUGGAAUCACAUGUUCAAGAUAUCAUGGUUGAUAAUUUAUUGUUUGAUGAUUUGAGAUGAAGAAGAUUUUGCACCAAACUGUUGUUAUAAUAAUGAAGGAGCUAUCGUGGCGUUGCUUUAGACACAAGAUUGAUUGGAGAAGAUUGUUUCUUCUUGUAGCUAUUUUUACAGUUUCUGGGUUUGUGUUCCAGUUUCUUGUUCAUAGUUAUGUAAUUUCACCAAACAAACAGUUUCAUGAUGAAACUGAUUCAUGGUCAAAUCGGUCCUUGAAUAGCACAGUUCGGUCGAAUGAGUUUCUUAAAGGGACAAUACUUCAACAGGUUCACCUUACUCUUCCUAACUCGGUUGUUUCGCCUAAUUCUUCUAACAAGUUUGUCCAAUCAGUUGAAGUUGUGCAAGAGAGUGUACAGGCUCAAGCACAACGAAAGAAGAAUUCGGUAUCUGGCAGUAAGGACAAAAAUCUUGCUAAUACAACUUCAUCUCAUCAUGAGCAUGUUUCUUCUGGUAAGCAGAGAGACAUUAGGCUGUUGCUACCUGCUGAGGCCCUUGUGUAUGCAAAGAAAGAGAUCGAUCAUGCUCCUUUAGUGAAUGAAGAUCCUAACCUUUAUGCUCCUUUAUUUAGGAACAUUUCUGUUUUCAAAAGGAGCUAUGAAUUGAUGGAAACAAUACUUAAAGUUUAUAUAUAUCGUGAUGGGGCAAGGCCUAUUUUUCACAGACCUCCCCUUAAGGGAAUCUAUGCUUCUGAAGGAUGGUUUAUGAAAUUAAUGGAGGAAAAUAAGCAAUUUGUCACCAAGGAUCCUGAGAGGGCCCACUUAUUUUAUCUCCCAUACAGUGCACAUCAAAUGGAGUUGACACUCUAUGUGCAUGGGUCACAUAAUUUGAAACCGUUAUCAAAUUUUCUCAGGGACUAUGUAAACGAGAUUGCUGCAAAGUAUCCCUUUUGGAAUCGCACACAUGGGUCGGACCAUUUCCUUGUUGCUUGUCAUGAUUGGGGUCCUUACACAGUGUCUGGACACGAAGAACUAGCCAGAAACACCAUAAAAGCUCUAUGUAACGCUGAUCUGUCCGAAAGAAUCUUCAUUGCAGGAAGAGAUGUUUCCCUUCCAGAAACUACCAUAAGGGCACCAAGAAGACCUCUUAGACAUAUUGGUGGGAAUAGAGCAUCACUACGUCCAAUCCUUGCCUUCUUUGCUGGAAGCAUGCAUGGUAGAGUGCGCCCCACUCUUCUUAAGUAUUGGGGUGGUGAAAAAGAUGAAGACAUGAAAAUCUACAAGCGAUUACCUUUGAAAGUCUCCCAAAAGAUGACUUAUAUUCAACACAUGAAAUCGACUAAAUAUUGUUUAUGUCCAAUGGGCUUUGAAGUCAAUAGCCCUAGGAUAGUUGAAGCCAUAUAUUACGAAUGUGUUCCUGUGAUCAUUGCAGAUAAUUUUGUCCUUCCACUUAGUGAUGUUCUGGACUGGAGUGCUUUUUCUGUGGUGGUGGCCGAGAAGGAUAUUCCCAGGCUGAAGGAAAUUUUGUUGUCCAUCCCUAUGAGAAAAUAUGUUGCAAUGCAAAAUAAUGUGAAGAUGGUACAGAAGCAUUUCCUUUGGAACCCAAAACCAAUGAGAUAUGAUAUGUUUCACAUGAUUUUGCAUUCGAUAUGGUUCAACAAGCUAAACCAGAGUUGAACUCCGCAAUUAUAGACGUGAAUCAUGCUAGACUCUAUCAGCCUUUUACUGCUUAAUGGUUAGCUUCAUAGAUUAGAAAUUUGAUUGAUUAAUUUAAUUUAUUAAUUUCGUGAAUACUUGAUAUGAGAAACCACAAAGUUAGACGGUUGAUCCUAAGCUAGGUAAGUUAACAGUUUUGUAAAUAAAUAGUUUGAAUGCUAUGUUAUUUUUAAAUGUGUGUUUUUUUUAAUCUUUAAAUCCUUGAACUCUGCAUUGCCUCUUUUAUACAAACUAUAGAGGGAAUCCAAAUAUAUUGCUGUAUUCGUAGUUA